AUGUUCUCUCGGUUUUUCACAAGAUCGGUUUCAACUGGUGUAGAGUCUCGUGCGGUCUUUGACAACUUCUUACAAUUUGUCAAGACACCACAGACUCUAAGACCAUACAUCUACCGCAAAAAGAAUGCUAACCGUUUGUUGGCCAUGGAUUUGAAAGAUCCAGAAACUAAACUUCCUAUUCAACCUAGACCAUCAGUGUUAAGACCAAGUGCAUCAGUUCUCAAUAGCGUCAUAUUGAACGCAUCGUCAGCUGAAGAGUUGGAAAACAUGGUUAGAGAUUGGAAGAAUAUCACACCUAGAAGGAAAGAGUUCUGGAGUUAUUUGAUUCCCCAGCAUCUACAAAACAUGUUGUUAACUUCCACUUUCAAGUUUGGUGCUUUAGGAGCAGUUUUGAAUGUUCUGUACCAAAUACAGCCAUUAUUGGUGAAAGCAAAGCAAUUAGAAGCCUAUAACGUAGAUGUAUGGUAUAAUACUGUAUUGAUGUGUCAAUUGCAUAGAAAUGCGUUCCAAAACGUUCAAGAUUCCGGCAUGGUAGAGAGAGGCCUAAGGAAGUUAUCAUCGACUGUUACCAAAAGAGAAGAUACAACUGGUUUAACAAAGGAAAUUGUUCAAGCUUUGGGUAGACAACAGAACGUUGAGGUGAAAUUACCUAAUUUCGCUAGAAAUAUUGAAAUUAACUUGCCAUCGAUCGAUGUUAGCACUGCAAGCCAAAAUCAAUUAAGGACUUUCUUGACAAAGAACACCACCCAGUAUUUGUUGAGCAGAACAGCAUUAGACUUCGGCUCAACUGAAGCUAAGCUGCAACAGUUUGUUGAAAACUAUCAAGCCGUUUUAGCGCAAAACUCGGUUGCUGACAUUUACGACAAAUACGUAUCCCAAUACAAACAGCUGUUAACUCAAAAGGCUACUGAAUCUGAAACGACAGAAGAAGCUCAUGCAGAUGCACAAGCAGAAGAAACGAAAUAA
This is a messenger RNA of Kluyveromyces lactis, 966 nucleotides long. RefSeq names its product mitochondrial 37S ribosomal protein mS44 MRP13 (gene MRP13). Lineage: Eukaryota; Fungi; Ascomycota; Saccharomycetes; Saccharomycetales; Saccharomycetaceae. The record is from RefSeq and is a predicted model, not a curated record. The transcript has a single exon. The coding region runs from base 1 to 966 and encodes 321 amino acids.